GUGCGAUGGCACUACUUGUAUGUACGGCGGGAACGUUGAACUGUCGGAUUCUGCAGAACUGCCCGGAGAUGCUGAGUAAGAGAGAUGGUGUCAUUUUCAAUGACAUAUACAAAAUGGAGGGACGUGUCCAGCUCUCCACGAGCUCCUAGAAAUGGAAUAUAAACGUCAAGCUGACCUCAGAAGAGAAGAGUUAUGACAAGUUCUUUGCAAACUGCUGUGCACACUGGCUUUGCCACUUUAGAGUUUGCUGUGCUGCUUGUCAGUUAAUAUUUUGGCUUGUCCUGCACUGUGGAGUUUUAACUUUACAGCAUAUGGAAAGAACCAGAAAAAGAGCAGCAGCAUUGACAUAGUGUGCCAAUAAGCAGCUCAACAGAUAAUUGUUUACCAAUCACAGUGAAGAAAACAACUUGUGUUCACUGUGAUUGGCUGGUGUGUUUUGUACAUGGAGCGUUAUCAAGCUGAAGCUCACCUCAGCUGUUGAUGAGCUGAGAUUCUGUAUAUGCCUAUAAGUGUUGUGCCUGAGGUAAGACCCUCAGUUUAUCUCAGUGGUCAGUGAGACAAAUUUGAAAGCCAACCUGCCAGGUCACUUUCCAUGGGCCUUAUCCUUUAGCUGUUAGCUAGACAAGUUGGCCGUUGUCUGGUAACCCACUUUUUCUGCUGGAGAGUUGGAUUAAGAUGUAGCGGGAAGGCCAUCUGUCAAGGAGGCUUUAAUAUUAAGGUGCACAUAACACAACAAAAGGGCAGAAUCUUGCACUACACAGGAGCUGCCUUUCCAUGUCUACUAUGGAGAACAAACGAAAUGUGGACAUAAAGGAAGAAGACUGUAAAUGGGAUUCAGUCCAACAUCAGGUGAUGAUUUAUGGCAUUAAGAAAGAAGAGGACUGUAAAUGGGAGCCAGUAGUUAUUAAAGAAGAGUCGGAGCCAACCUCUGUUACCACUGACUUGCAAAAAAAUGAAAUUAUUAACUGGGUCAAGGAAGAAGAUGUUAAAUCUGAGCCUGUCGCUCAGCAUGCCUGUCCAGAUGAGGAAGUGACUGGAAGAGGCACACUGGAAAGCAGACGUCAGGCUGUCCAGGUGAAGACUGAAGCUUUGGAUUACAACGUGGUGAAUAGUGAGACAGCAUCAUGUUCAAUGCAUUCUGAAGAAGAUUUACAAGAAAGUGCCCCAGCGUCUCCAGCUUCAUUUCGUCAGCCAUCUCUUCACUGUACACCACUGCAAGAUGAAAACGUGAAAGGAGGAAAACUUGGAACUCUGCCUGUUGUGAAAUUACAAACUAGAGAUGCAAUCAGCACUCAACAGCUGGUCCGUAAUGCCAAUUCUAAGGCUUUGCAUGCUUCCCAGGAGCACAGUAAAGCAAUUAUCCCAAAAUCUAAAACCAAACAAAAGAGUAAUCCUGCAAAGAAGAAGUCCUACUGCUGUUCUGAAUGUGGAAAAGCAUUAUAUAAUAGUACAAGUCUCCGGAGACACAACAGAAUCCACACGGGAGAGAAGCCAUAUUGCUGUUCUGAAUGUGGAAAGAGAUUCUCCAAAAGUAGCCACCUUCAGGACCACAAAAGAACUCACACUGGAGAAAAACCAUAUGGCUGUUUUGAAUGUGGAAAACGAUUCUGUAGUAGUAGCAAUCUUCGAAAACAUGCAAGAAUUCAUACCGGAGAAAAGCCAUAUUCCUGCUCGGACUGUGGCAAAGAAUUCUCACUAAUAUGCAAUCUUCGUGUUCACUGUAGAAUUCACACAGGUGAGAAGCCAUAUAAGUGCUCCGAGUGCGGCAAAGAAUUCUCACAAUUAGGCAAUCUUAAGACCCACAGAAGAUUGCACUCUGGAAAAAUCACUUCAGAAAAACAAGCACAUGUCAGGACUCGAGAGUGAGGUUCACUCCUGUCCUGAAAGUAAGCAAACGAAACCACUAGUGAGAAAUUAAACCAUGAGGAGCAACAUGGGUGUUGUGAAUGUGGCAAACUCUCUACUAGCGCUAAUCAUCUGACGCAGACAAGAAUUUUACACUUGGGAGAAGUUCAUCCUUGCCCUGAAAAGUAACCAAGUUAAACCAUUAUUGAGAAAUAAAUCUCUAAAAGAAGCCCUAUUGCUUUUCUGAAUGUGGUGAAUGAAUCUUAACUAAUGGCCACCUUCUGUCUCAUACAAGACUGAAUCGAAGCCAUGUUGAGGAUCCAAAUGUGGCAACAGUUCUCCUGUAACAGUGGGCUUCUUAUCUACAUAAGAAACCAUAAAGGAGAGAAGGAAAAACUACCAUCUCAUAACCUGCCUCUCCACCAGCUAUAAGCUCUUUACAGCAGUGGACUCUGAAUGAACUUCUAAUCACCUACAUAAAAAUUACAAAAACGGAACAAUAAAGAUUUACACAACAGAAAAGAUAAACUGCUGUUAAAGUAAUCAUGGAAUUGUACAAAGACAGCAAUCUGAGAGUGGCAUGGAUUAACUAUGAAAAUAAUCCCUUUAUUAGUGUACCAAUUAUCUGGAUACUCUACUGCAGGGGUGGGCAAUGUCGGUCCUGAGGCCUCAUGUAUAAACGGUGCGAAUGCACAGAAAUGUUGCAUACGAAUGUUUCCACACUCAAAUCACGAUAUAUAAAACCUAAACUUGGUGUAAAGCCACGUACAUUUCCAUGGUACCUCAUACCCUGGCGUACGCAAUUUCUCUGCUCGGUUUUGCAGACUGGCAGCACCCAGCGGCAAAGCAGUGCUACUGUUCCUGUGUGGUUACCCUUUCUUUCUUAGCUCCACAUUCCUGAUGCGGCUUUAUAAAUACACUGAAACUAACUGCAUAUUGUUUAUUAGUGUAAUGCAUCUGAUUGUAAUUAAC
Molecule: messenger RNA, 2817 nt
Organism: Erpetoichthys calabaricus (reedfish)
Lineage: Eukaryota; Metazoa; Chordata; Cladistia; Polypteriformes; Polypteridae
Product: zinc finger protein 70-like
Exons: 3
Coding region: 775-1866 (363 amino acids)
Biological process (GO): regulation of transcription by RNA polymerase II
Molecular function (GO): RNA polymerase II cis-regulatory region sequence-specific DNA binding; DNA-binding transcription factor activity
Source: RefSeq, a predicted model, not a curated record